Chanos chanos (milkfish) is the source of this 1122-nucleotide messenger RNA. RefSeq names its product C-type mannose receptor 2-like. The transcript is spliced from 5 exons. Lineage: Eukaryota; Metazoa; Chordata; Actinopteri; Gonorynchiformes; Chanidae. The record is from RefSeq and is a predicted model, not a curated record. Bases 1 to 1122 code for a protein of 373 amino acids.
AUGGGCAACAUCUUCCAUCUCAUCCUUCUCUCACGAGGAUUCCUCAUGCUGUCUGCAUGUGUUCCUCAUCAGUAUCACUUUGUGAAUGAGUUAAAGACCUGGACUGAAGCACAGACAUACUGCAGAGAGCACUACACUGACCUGGCCACUAUUGACAACCAAGAGGACAUAACUGAGCUGGUGAACACAGUGAGUGACAAUGCUGAUCAUGUUUGGAUUGGACUGGAGAAGAGUGGUGAUAUGAAAUGGCAGUGGUCUCUGGGAGAUACAACAUUCUACAGAGAGGGAGAGAUGGAGUUUAGGAACUGGGCUGUUGACCAACCAGACAACACUACUUACUGUGUAGCCAUGAAAAAUGGUAAAUGGCAUAAUUAUAACUGUGAGGAAGUCCACUCCUUCAUAUGCUAUGAUGGUAAGCACAUGUCAUUUUUAAGAAAGAAGUGGAGAGAAGCUCAGAGCUACUGCAGACAGCAUCACACAGACCUGGUCAGUGUGAGGAACCAGACUGAGAACCAGGACAUACACAGGAUCAUGGAGGACGCCAGUGUAGACGCAGCCUGGAUCGGCCUGUUCAGAGACUCCUGGAAGUGGUCAGAUCAGAGUGACUCCUCAUUCAGAUACUGGAGACCAGGAGUACCUGAUAAUUUUGGAGGGAAUGAGAACUGUGCUGUAGUUUGGAUUAAGAGUGAUGUUGGACAAUGGGGUGACUGGCAGUGUAAUGGUAAAACCCAGUUUGUUUGCUAUGAGGAUAAACUGGUCGUGAUCAAUGAGGCUCUGACCUGGAGAGAUGCUCGUCGAUACUGCAAGGAGAAUCACGUGGACCUGGUCUCAGUUCACUCAGAGAAGAUUCAGAAGAAGGUGAUGGAGGUGGUUGAAAAGGCCUCCACUGCUCAUGUGUGGCUGGGCUUACGUCAUUCCUGCACUAUGCGCCUCUGGUUUUGGGUGAGUGGAGAGGAUGUCUGCUACCAAAACUGGGCCCCAGGAAAUGGAACUGGGGUAGAGGACUGUGAGCAAGUGCUAAGAACCGGAGCAGUGGAGUCUGGAGGGGUCAAAGAGUGGGUCAGCCUGCCUGAGACUGAGAGACUCAACUUUAUCUGCAGUAACUAUGAGGUCAUUGUGUAG